This is a messenger RNA of Lepisosteus oculatus (spotted gar), 4114 nucleotides long. RefSeq names its product TLC domain containing 1 (gene tlcd1). NCBI's taxonomy places the organism in Eukaryota, Metazoa, Chordata, Actinopteri, Semionotiformes, Lepisosteidae. Gene Ontology annotation, cellular component: plasma membrane. The record is from RefSeq and is a predicted model, not a curated record. Gene Ontology annotation, biological process: plasma membrane organization; membrane assembly; regulation of membrane lipid distribution.
GCUCUCUGAGAGACCGGCCUGGUGAGCAACGACAUACAAACCCACAGUUUCACAGACAGUCCAAAGGAGAGAGAAAAAAAAAAAAAGAAGAAAAACCUUCAAGUCGAGUCCUGCCAUGGGCUGUCCCAGCACUGGGAGCGAGCCUACAGCUGGGGCUCAGGAAGUGGGAAAUUUGAUAGGAGCUUCUGUUGCUCAGACGGCCACAGCUCACAGCUGGGAGAGAGCGGGACUCUGGAAAAACUGACACACUCCCCUUUCCUGCUGCCGCCCCCCGAGCCUGGACGCACAGACACACAGACACGCCGGAGGGGAGCAGGGAGAGGGACGGAGGCAGAGGAAGAGGGGGGGGAGAAGAUGGAGGACUCCUUAGCGUUCCCGCAGAAGUACCCCACCCUGUCGGUGGUCCUGUUGUCCGUCGUGUUCAGGGCAGUCCACAGGCUGCUGCGGGUCGUGCCUCUGCCCAAAGCCGUGGAAGUUGACCGGUUCAAAACCUGGAAGUGGAGAAACCUCUGUGUGUCUCUGGUGCACUCCUUGCUAACCGGGCCCUGGGCAGUGACAUGCGUCGUGUGGUGGCCUGAACUGCUGUACAAACUCCGCUCCUUCCACACACCAGUCGCCUACCUUCUCAUCUGCGUCUCCACCGGGUAUUUCAUCCAGGAUGCAGGGGACAUCAUUUUGAGUGGACAGGCUCGAGCAUCCUGGGAAUUCUUGCUCCAUCAUGCUCUGGUGAUCUGGUGCUUCCUGUACGCGCUCUACACGAAGAUGUACGUGGCCGGCACGGUGGUGGCGCUCUUCGUGGAGGUGAACAGCGUCUUCCUGCACAGCCGGCUGCUGUUCAAGCUGGCCGCCGCCCACUCCUCGCCGCUCUACGGCGUCGUCAAGCUGCUCAACCUCCUCACCUACGUCUCCUUCCGCCUCGGCGCCCAGUUCUACCUCACCUGGUACAUCCUGCGCCACUACGCCACCCUGGAGCACGCCGGCUACUUCCUGUCCUCCCUGCUGCUCAUGAACGCCAUGAUGCUCGUCUACUUCUACCGCCUCCUCCGCGCGGACAUCUUCCCCCAGGCCCGGCGGUGUGGUGCCCAGAACGGCACGGCGAAGAGCCACAGCAGCAAGUUCGUGUAUGACUGAAUGCCGCCCGGCUGGGGGGGGGGCAUGGGUUCCCAGCCCCUCUCUCCCGCGCCGUCUCCUCCCUCCCCAGUCCAGCCUCGGCUCGGCAAAACCACAAUCCUCAGGCUGCCGAUGCCGGGACUGGAUCCUGUUGCUCUGUUUUACAUUCCCCUGGCUAAACUGGGAUUUUUAUUCCGUUCGCCGUUGUGCACCCAAGGGUUGGGACCUCUGAGCGGUCAACAGCCUUCCGCGCAUCCUUUCCACUUCCUGUCCGUUCUUGACCGGCAAGCCCCCGCAGAAAAAGGCCUGAUUAAAGGGUGGAAAACUGCCUGCACUGUCUUUGCAAGCAACUGUUGCAUGAAACCCAUUAAGGAUGGAGGGGCGAUACCGGCUUCACACAUCAGACGGAUUUCCUGGUCUGUGUAUUAGCCACCACGCACUGUCUGAAUAAUUCACGUGAUAUGUCCAUUCCUGCGAAUGCACAUGGAAAGGUACUAGAACGAGUGUGCUAACCGUGCUCUCUAAUACAUCUUAGCAGCUCCAUGAACUCUCCCCAUAGUAUUUUUAUAAAAUAGGAGUAGCAAGCUUUUUUUUUUUAAAGAAAAUGGCUGGACCAAUCAUAUGGACAUUGACAGUUUUAGGAAUCUUGUACGGGGUUGUGGAUGCAUGAACCAGGGAUUUCUAACGAGGGGUGUGGGGUCAAAAACAAAAAAUAAAGUUUAACUUUUCACCCAGGAGUCUAGUGUUAGCAGUGGGGAAAGUCUCCACUCACACAGAGCCUCUGUUCUGACAGUGCUAGCAGGGUAUCGGUUGACAUACAGUUCCGUUUUAUGAGCUUCCAUUUGCUGUAGUCAUCUGUAUGCUUGGCCGUGAAUCUGGAAGGUACUUCUGUUCGUAGUCAGAGGGAUAUCUUAAAACAGGUUCCGCUGAAAAAAGGUUGAAGCCUCUCACCUAACCACAAACACCACGCCUGCCGAGCACUCUCAGUUAAUGGUGCUGCUGGCGGCCAGAGGGAGGCGCUAUCAGUGGACUGGGAGCAGGAUACCCCAGGCCGCGGGGAGCCCAGGUCAGUCAGGGUGCGACAGUGACCCUUGCGCACUUCCUGGGUGCCCAUGAUGCCUCACUGUCCCACCUCUGUUACUGAGGGCACUUACCACCAGGAGCAGCCAUGUAGCCAGGGGUCAAAGGUCAAAGAGGCUUGAUAGCAGAAGGCAGUGGAUAUGUUAUGGGCUAAAAAUCGGAAGGGUAUAAAUGGAAUGGAAACUUUAAUUAACCAGAUGGGAAACCUCUUUGACCAAGUUUGAAUUUCGACUCCCGGAACAGGUCACUGCUCCAUUUCCCAACAAAAGAGUGCUAAGCAGAACAGCAGAGGAUCAAGCUCUACCAGCCAUGCGGGUCACCUGGGACGCCAUGCCAGCAAGGGCAGAUUUUUUCCUCCCCAGAAUGAUGGUAACCUUAAGGUGCCACCUUAAGAAACACAGUAGAAAUUUACACCAAAGCAGUAGUAGCCAGUCAGCAGGCAAGUUAAAAGCACAAAUACAGUCCAUUCUCCUCUGGCUCGUGGGUGUUGACGCCACCACACACAUACCAUUACAGCUGGUGUCAUCGCAGGGAGUCAAUGUGACUCUCAGAAACCCUGCGUUAAUGGACAUCAGCUGAGCUCUCCAGCACCCAGAGAAUUGUGCAAACUAAGGCAAACAGCCCCCCACAGUCAGGCUGACAAAGGCCUGAUUGUCAGCAACACUCGCAUUGUUCAGCACACAUCUCAAUACAAACACACACACUGCUACACUUGUGAUGUGCAACAGUGAGAGGUGAACUGAACUCCCACUGUAUCAGAAAGGCUCAGUGGAUUCUUCAACUUCUAAAGAGCAAAGUUUUAUACAUAAACCGAUCAACAGACAUUUCAUCUUCAAAAACAACCUGGCCUUCUAGAUAAACGGGCUGUGAGCUUGAACGCAAUACUUUAAAAUACAAACAAGCCAAAACACUUGUUAGGAUCUGCAAAAGAAAUACCUAUGAAAAAUUCAAACUGAUUGAUUUAGCGUGACAUACCAACAGUGAACAUUUUCAAGAGAAGGCUGCUCAAACUCUGGUGAGCUGCUUUUUGGAGAAAUGUUUUAGAUUUUGUUUUAUAAACCAGCUGGAUUCUGUACUUGUUCCUGUUUAACCGGUUUCACAUUCUAGCAGAAUUAUUGUCACAUUCCAAGGAACACAAACACAGAUCCAUGUCACAAUUACAAAUACAUCUGAUGUGGUAAACUGCAACUACAUUUUACCACAUCAGUCUUGGGAACAGUUUACAGACUUCAAAACAUGAUGGUGCCAUUAAAAAGAACAGAUCCUGCCAAAACUCAGUCAUUCACUUCACACAAUAGCACUAAUUUAAGAGCUAUUCUGAUAUUAAAGGAUUAUAAACCAUGAUUCUAUAGAAAAUGAAUAAGCACAUAGAGAAUUAGUGUUCAAGCUAACCCUAAUCACUACUAUAGCUACAGAGGCUUAAAGGUCUACAAAACCACUUGGCAGGUCCCAGGAAAGUCAGUCAGAAGAGACAGAACUCCAGCUGAUAAAAUACUAGCCGUUCACCAGCUGUAAGAGAAUGCUAAAUAACAAACUGGAUUAUUUCACCAUUUAAAAAAAAAAUCUCAAUUGGGUAUUUUGUUUGGUUAUUUUUUGGGGGGGCAGGGGGUUUCCAUUAAAAUUACCUACAUCUUUAAAAAAAAUUUGUAUAAAUAUCACUAAUUGGUUCAACUUUAACAGCUUGAAUAGUACAAAUGUCAACAAACUGUGUAUUCCCUAUGAUUUUCAAAUAUGAAAACUGUCCUAUUUCACACUGGCUGCUGUUUAAAACUGUAGCCGCCAGGCACUGUGAACAAGGUCAUAUGCAAAAAUAACCCCAUAACAUUAGCUAUCAAGUUCAGAAAACUAGACUAAGAACAAGGGAUGUCUUUGGGUUCUUAAACCCCUGUAUUUUAAAUGUUCCAGUAAAAUUUAUAGAAUAUAA